This is a messenger RNA of Phalaenopsis equestris, 1897 nucleotides long. RefSeq lists its product as uncharacterized. The transcript is spliced from 11 exons. Lineage: Eukaryota; Viridiplantae; Streptophyta; Magnoliopsida; Asparagales; Orchidaceae. Gene Ontology annotation, molecular function: glycosyltransferase activity. Gene Ontology annotation, cellular component: membrane. The coding region runs from base 489 to 1628 and encodes 379 amino acids. The record is from RefSeq and is a predicted model, not a curated record.
UCGGCCAUUGUUGCUCGUUUCUCGAGAAGUAUGUUGUAGAUCGAGAAGAGGGUUGAUUUUGGAAUUCUGACCUUUGACUGGUUUUGUUUAUUUUCGGUUAAAAUAAGCCCGGGAUUUUAUUCGAUGUAAAUUCGGGUGCCAAUUUCAUUACUUCAUCUACCUUCUCCUGUCGUAUCUGGAUGACGUAUUUGUGGAACCAAUCAUGUUUUCGCAUGGUUUAAUAGUUUUUCGUCGUGAAAAGUAGUUAAUGACUGUUUCUUGAUGGGCGGCAUUGAAGAAUAAGGGGUGCGGUCGGAUAGGGUUCCUAUGAAUAGGGGGGAUCAAGGCCGUCCUCCCCUUUCUGUAACCGUGAUUGGUUAGUAUGUGGUAAUUUUGUGAGUUGAAGAAAGUCGGUUGCGGUUGAAGAAGGUAUGAAGAUGGAGAAGUUGCAUACCUAAAGAUGAAGUCUUUUAAAUAAAGGGGCAUUGGGGUGGCUGGAUGUUCCAAUAAUGGCUGCACCACGGGGGAAAUCUUCAUCAAAGAGGCCUCUUUGGAUCCUUGCACUAAUCUCUCUGGUGUGCUUAUCAUUGAUUUUUGUCUAUCUUCAUCCGCCCCAGCAAUAUUCAUCUUGCUACCUUUUAUCGAAAGUUUGCAACCAGUUGGACUACUGGCUUCCACCAGCACCAGCUAGAGUUCUAACUGAUGAGGAGCUCAUCUCUAAGGCUGUUAUAGGGGACAUUCUGUCCAUGCAAAUUGCUCACAAAAAAAAUUCUAAAAUUGCUUUCAUGUUCUUGACAAGGGGAUCAUUGCCUUUUGAGAAACUAUGGGAGAAAUUUUUUCUGGGCCAUGGUGGUAGGUUCUCCAUUUAUGUACAUUAUUCAAGGGAAAACCCAAUUCAUGUGAGCCCACUAUUUAUUGGCCGGGAAAUUCACAGUGACAAGGUGUUUUGGGGUCAAAUUUCAAUGGUAGAUGCUGAGAAAAGACUCCUAGCAAAUGCUCUCCAAGAUGCUGAUAAUCAGCAUUUCGUGCUGCUAUCUGACAGCUGUGUACCAUUAUAUAACUUCAACUAUGUAUAUGAUUAUCUCAUGGAAACAAAUAUCAGCUAUGUUGACAGUUUCGAAGAUCCUGGCCCGCUUGGUGCUGGCAGAUAUUCUGAAAAUAUGUUGCCGGUGAUCGAGAGAAAGGACUGGAGGAAAGGCUCACAAUGGUUUUCGAUCAAGCGACAACAUGCUUUGCUACUUCUAUCGGACAACCUUUACUACACAAAAUUCAAACUUUUCUGCAAGCCUGCUAUGGAGGGCAACAGAAACUGCUAUUCCGAUGAGCAUUAUUUACCAACUCUCUUCAGUAUGGCCGAUCCUACUGGUAUAGCUAAUUGGUCAGUUACCCAUGUAGACUGGUCUGAAGGAAAAUGGCAUCCUAAGUUAUAUAGAGCGGAAGACAUUACAUUUGAGCUUCUCAAAAAAAUCAAAUCUAUUGACGAGAGUUUCCAUGUUACAAGUGAAGCAACGAAAGUUGUCAUGCAAAAACCAUGUUUGUGGAAUGGGACUAGAAGGCCAUGCUAUCUUUUUGCCAGGAAGUUUUACCCCGAAGCCCUCGACAAUUUGAUGAAUAUUUUCUCCAAUUACACAGAUUUUAUAGCCUUCUAAAUGAUCACAUUAUUCUUGUCGAACCUCUUGAUUAGUUCACCCGGUUCUCUCCUCACUUUAUAAUGAAGAGAUCCUCAGGUUUGUGCCAUUCAAUUUCUCAGAGCUCUGUAAAUUUGAAUGAUCAAACACCCUGCAUAUAAAUGCUGAAUGUGAAGCUGUUUUUAUGGAUGACUGCUUCACUUUUGUUAUUCUGAAUCAUGGUGAGUAGGUGCUAUUUUUUUAAAAAAUGGUUAGUAAUUUUUCUUGAGGAUUUUUCCUUGGGAUAUCAA